Eurytemora carolleeae is the source of this 1957-nucleotide messenger RNA. RefSeq names its product CDK5 regulatory subunit-associated protein 3. Gene Ontology annotation, biological process: regulation of cyclin-dependent protein serine/threonine kinase activity; regulation of mitotic cell cycle. The record is from RefSeq and is a predicted model, not a curated record. The transcript has 5 exons. NCBI's taxonomy places the organism in Eukaryota, Metazoa, Arthropoda, Copepoda, Calanoida, Temoridae. Gene Ontology annotation, cellular component: endomembrane system. Bases 22 to 1515 code for a protein of 497 amino acids.
CUUGAUGCAUUUACAGAAAAUAUGAAUGAGAAGGAUAUAUCGAUAGAUAUUGCAGUACGGAAACUUCUAGACUGGCUAGUCAGCCGACGUAUCUGCUCCCGUGAUUGGCAUGAGCAUGCCGUGAAAAUCCGGGAAAAAAUCGGCGAUGCCAUGCAGGACAUGCCGGAGAACAAUUCCAUCAAGGAGCUACUUCUUGGUUCGCACAUUAACUACUUCCACUGCUUAAAGAUUGUUGAUAUCUUGAAGGAGACGGAGGCAGACUCAAAGAAUUUCUUCGGCCAGUACGGGUCCAAGAGGAUGAAGGAUUGGAAACAAAUUAUCAGUGAGUAUGAGAAUGGUUGUGUCUACCUAGCAGAGAGUGCUCAGAUCCUGACCCAGAAUACAGUUUACGAGAUUCCAGCAGUAAAGAAGAACAACCAGAAGUUGGAGCAGAUUCAGCUAGAGUCAGAUAAGAAGGAGGAAACCGCGGGGAAACGUAUCCUUGAGUUAGACGAGGAGUUCAGGAAGCAAUGUAAGCUGCUCGGCAUUGAAGGAAAAAGUAUAAAAAAAGAAAUUAUAUCCUUGGCUCGUGAUCUUCCAGAAACAUACUCCAGGGUUGCUGAGAAAGCAGCGAAGCUUAAGGACGCCUCCAACCUCUACAAGGAGUUCGUCCAGAACAAUGUUAACGAGGGGGUGGAGCUCAAGGUUUUGGAGAACUUGAAUUUUUUGAUCGAGCACGGAAACGUAACAACGUACCAGUGGAAGUACGGAGAGAAACCUAUCUCUGUCGAGACGCCGAUUAUCGAGUUUAAAGAGGAAGAGGAAAACGAGGAUGGUAAGAUAGAUUUCGGCGAUGACAACGAAGUAGAUUUCGGCAAUGAAGUCGACUUUGGCGAUGAGGUUGACUUCGGCGAUGGUGAGAUUGAUUUCGGAGACAGUGGGGCGGAAAUAGACUUCGACGGCGGAGAGAUUGAUUUCGAUAUCGAGGGUGUGGACACGAGCUGUAUAGUGGUUGAGGAGGGAGGUAUGGCGGGCGGAGUAGCAAAAGAGGAGGAAGCGCUCUCUAUCCUGGAUAACAGACGAACACGGACGAUCAUUAUUGACGAGCUCGAGGAAUUAUCAGGCUUCUUAACUCAGAGACUUUGUGAAACAGAAAGUGAAAGUAUCAAGUUCUCUAUUGGAUCCGGAAACCAAAAUCAUGAUCCGCAAACUUUGCGACUCAUGUUGUCAGCGGUUGAGUGCCUGACUAGUUCGCUGACAGAGGUGAGAAUGCAGCAGCUGCAAAUGAUUCGUGACAGCCCGGAGUUUGCUGACAGGUUGGCUGACACACUUAAACAGAAACAGAAGCUUAAAAACAAGGUGGAAUCAAGUAUAGAAGAUAUAAGACGGAGAAAGGAAGAAGCAGGCUUGGAGGAGAAGAAAGGAAAAGUUCAACUCAAAAUUCUUCAAGAAAGAACCAGGGAAUUGCAGAGAGAGGUGGAAAAGGAUAUAUCACAGAGAUAUAAGGGUAGAACAGUCAUUAUAUCCGGUAUCUGAUAUCCAGAGAAAAAAUUAAUCUGGAUUAUUAUAACCAGAGAUAUCAUGAUAUCCGGUAUUUGAUAUCUAGAGAUAAAAUGAUAUCCGGUAUCUGAUAUUCAGAGGUUUGUAGAAUGAACUAUAUGGUAAUCUGAAAACCAGAGGUUUUGUCGGGUAACAAACAUGAUAUCCAGUAACCUGAUAUGUAAAGGGAAAAAUCGACACCAAUGGAGUAUCGGUAUUUAUCUAACUAAAUUAACCCCUAUUGAUAAAUCAUGAUGCCAAUACUGCUCAGAGUUAGAAAUUUACAUUCAUGUAUAUUUGUUAAAUAUUUUAUAAAGUUUAUAAAAUUCUAAAUGAUUGUUUUAAGUAUUCCAAUCUUUUAACUUCACGGAGACCACUGUGAUAACGCAUUUAUUUAUUUUUACACGUGUCUAAUGUUCAUAAACGUUUUGUAUCUCGG